Messenger RNA from Sorex araneus (European shrew), 3063 nucleotides. RefSeq names its product tubulin epsilon 1 (gene TUBE1). NCBI's taxonomy places the organism in Eukaryota, Metazoa, Chordata, Mammalia, Eulipotyphla, Soricidae. Gene Ontology annotation, molecular function: structural constituent of cytoskeleton; GTP binding. The record is from RefSeq and is a predicted model, not a curated record. Gene Ontology annotation, biological process: mitotic cell cycle; microtubule cytoskeleton organization. The coding region runs from base 437 to 1639 and encodes 400 amino acids. The transcript has 11 exons. Gene Ontology annotation, cellular component: microtubule; cytoplasm.
CACCGUUGGUCCGCGGCGGGGGAUUCGAAGUCCUGCGCGGGGGCCGCGGACGCCGGGCCCGGCGCGGAGCAGUAUGACGCAGUCGGUGGUCGUGCAAGGUGAUGCCCGCGGAAAGAGGGCGGCCGCGCGUGGCCGUGCUUCCUGCCUCACUGCUGUUUUCUUUCCUUCCGUCCCCCGCUCGCAGUCGGCCAGUGCGGAAACCAGAUCGGCUGCUGCUUCUGGGACCUGGUGCUGCGCGAGCACGCCGCGGUCAACCAGAAAGGAAUUUAUGAUGAGGCAAUAAGCAGCUUCUUUAGAAAUGUGGAUACGAGGGUGAUUGGUGAUGGUGGCAGUAUUUCCAGGGGAAAAAUUCGUUCUUUAAAAGCACGAGUAAGAUAUAUAUGCUGGAUUCUUGUUGAUAAAAUACUCUUCUGUAACUAUUGCUGUCUUGAUUGAUAUGGAAGAAGGGGUAGUAAAUGAGAUUCUACAAGGUCCAUUAAGAGAUGUCUUUGAUAGCAAGCAGCUCAUCACUGAUAUUUCUGGCUCAGGGAAUAAUUGGGCUGUAGGUCACAAAGAUUUUGGCAGUCGUUAUCAAGAACAGAUUACAGAGAAGCUCAGAAAAUCGGCAGAGCAUUGUGAUUGUUUGCAGUGCUUUUUUAUAAUACAUUCCAUGGGAGGAGGAACAGGAUCUGGACUAGGCACAUUUCUUUUAAAGCUGCUUGAAGAUGAGUUUCCAGAGGUAUACAGAUUUGUGACUUCAGUUUAUCCUUCUGGUGAGGAUGAUGUCGUAACCUCACCGUACAAUAGUGUCUUGGCAAUGAAGGAGCUUAAUGAGCAUGCGGACUGUGUGUUGCCCAUCGACAACCAAUCUUUAAUUGACAUCAUUUGCAAAAUUGACCUCAUGGUGAAUUCUGGAAAGUCCCGUACAACUAUAAAGCCAAACAGUCUAAUUACUUCAGGAGCUGGAGCUUUAAAAAAGCAGCAGGAGAAGCCUUUUGAUGCAAUGAACAACAUUGUGGCCAAUUUGCUGCUCAACUUAACCAGCUCUGCAAGAUUUGAAGGGUCCCUUAAUAUGGACCUCAAUGAAAUCAGCAUGAAUUUAGUUCCCUUUCCUCAACUACAUUAUCUUGUGUCAAGCCUCACACCUUUAUAUACACUGGCAGAUGUCCACAUCCCUCCUCGAAGGUUGGAUCAGAUGUUUUCAGAUGCAUUUAGUAAAGAUCAUCAACUAAUUCAAGCUGACCCCAAACAUAACCUUUACCUUGCCUGUGCCCUCAUGGUGAGAGGAAAUGUACAGAUUUCUGAUCUCCGCAGAAAUAUUGAAAGAUUAAAACCUUCACUACAGUUUGUAUCCUGGAAUCAAGAAGGCUGGAAGACCAGCCUGUGUUCAGUACCGCCUGUGGGCCAUUCUCAUUCCUUAUUAGCUUUAGCAAAUAACACAUGCGUGAAGCCUACCUUUGUGGAACUGAGAGACAGAUUCAUGAGACUCUACAAGAAAAAGGCUCAUCUUCAUCACUACCUACAAGUUGAAGGGAUGGAGGAAAGCUGUUUCACAGAAGCUGUGUCAUCUUUAUCCACACUCAUACAGGAAUACAAUCAUCUGGAUGCCACAAAAAAUAUGCCUGUGCAGGAUUUGCCCAGACUAAGCAUCGCCGUGUAAAGGGAAAACCCAGGCCCGCUGGCAAUGGCUGGGCACAUGCUUUCCAUGUGGAAGCCCCAGGUUUAAUCCCUACCAUGCCCACAGGCUCCCCUGAGCAUUUGAGUGUGGUCCCAAAGAACUCAAUAUAUAUCUUUUCUUAAAUUCACUUUGUUGUUUUUUUUUUUUAAUCACUUGAUCUUUCUGUUUCAGCAUUUUUGUGAUGUAGAAAGCCCAGUUUGUGUUUUGGUUUUUUUUUUUUUUCAUGUUAACAAGAAGAAUUUUUGUAUUUUCUAUUUCAUCACAAUUUGCUACUGGCAUGUGAAAAUAGUGAUAUCCUAAACUCUAUCAAACAUUUUUCAUCAGAGAAUUCCCCUUUUCUAAAAUUAAGAGAAUAGUUUUUUAAUACUUUAUUUAUGGUUUUAUAUUUAGGAAUUUAAUGAUUAUGGCUUGAUUUGAAAGUGUGCAUAUAUAUUUUUAUAUUUGUUUUGUAUUUUAUAUAUUUAUUUUUAUAUAUUUAUAUCCUAAGUCUCCUGCUUUAGAAAUAAAGUAAAUACUGGAACAGUAUAAAUAUUUUUGUAUAAUAUCCACUAACUUUUCAGGGUCACUGCAUAAUUGUUACCACCACAAGAUCAUCACAUCCUAUUUAAUACAAAAAUUGGUUUAUAAUCAUUCAUUGCCUAAUUAUCAUAUGGUAUAAUCCUGUUUAUCAGACAACUUAAAAGUUAAACAGUGGCAAUGCAGUCACCAGUGACCUGUGGAUAGAUGCACAUUGGUCUUACACUGAGCUGCCCCACGGUACAUUGUCAGUGUGUAAAUAAACCCUUCAAAAAAUACUUCAAAACCUUUUUCUGUUACAAGUAGAUGAUGAGGGGUGAUCACCAGUUGAUGCCCAUUGGUAAUACGAAGCGUCCAUCCAUAAGACUCUUAAGCAUGUGGGCAAUUGAGAGUUGGGACUGUGUGAGACAUGAAAUCGUUGUCAGAAGCAUCAAAAGACAGGAAUUUCUAAUGCACUGAUAGAUCCGGGGAGCACGGACCGUGGCAGAGUGAGGAGUAAAUAAACACAUCUCUCUUAUGGAAUGAGUAGCACUGAGGUCAGUGCUCCACAUAAGCCAAUGGACAGCAAUUUUUGCAAUUUUUAAAAAUUUUCUCUAAGUCAGUACUUAAUAGUGUAAUAAAGUUUCUCAAGUUUAAUAUUGUGAAUAUAUUACACAGAUCAGUAACAAGUAUUUUUUUCAGGCCAGAAAAAUGUUCACUUGACUUCCAUCAAAUGAUGUGUGGACUUAGGAUUACACAAUUUUAAUAUAUAUACACAAGCUUUAUGCAUCCUAGUCUUGCACGAAAGCUUUUUUGUCAUUGUCACUGUCGUCCCAUCGAUUGCUCAUCGAUUUGCUCGAGUGGGUACCAGUAAUGUCUCCAUUUUGAGCUUUGUUACUGUUUUUGGCAUA